AAGGAAUUCUGGUUAUUCCUUAUUGGCCUUCAGCUCCCUUUUGGCCCUUCUUGGUUGAACGUAGCGGGGAUUUUCAAACCAUUUAUUAUUGAUUUUCUCUUUCCCCUUUUUGGCUUAGAGAAUUUUAGUACCCCAAUGUUUUUUCUGCUGCUUGAGGGAGCUGUUCAGUACAGUGUCCAGCAGAACCUGUUUAUGAGACAUAAUGUCGCCCGACCACUCGACUAUGUUUUAUGAGGGACUGCCCGUUCAUCAUGUGUUGGCCAUGGGUGAUUACACUUUUUUUUGGCCGUUAGGCCAUGUCAUUCUUUGUGCGGGACAGCCCGUUUACAGCCCUCCUUAUGUUCUUGCUUGCGUUGUAUUUACAUUGUUUCUAUUUGUUAUCACAUUUCUUGUUAUUUCUCAUGUUUACAAGGUGGACGUGCGUUUGCAUCAAAGGUUGCCCACUUAAGGGAUCCAGAGUUUCGCAGGUUAGCGAAAGGUCUUCCCUUGCGUGCUGCUAAAGCAAAGGCCCCUUCAACUACGGAGCGUUAUUGAAGACCCUUUUAAAAAAUUUAGAGAAUGGUCCUCAUGCUUUGAAGAAGUCGUUUGCUUACCGUCUGAUGAGAUGUCAGUUGCCCUUUAUUUGGAGUUUUUGUUACAGCAGAGUAUCCCCUACUCCACACUUGAACCAGCCUGCUAUGGUAUAAACUGGGCACACGAUUUGCAUGGCUUUCCAAGUCCUUCUGAUUCUAAAUUGGUAACAAUUAUGCUCGAGGCUGCAAAGGGGGAACUUGUAAAACCUGUUCAAGAAAGAACCUGUUACUCCGGAGAUGAUUUUAAGGAUAUAUGACAGGUUUGCGGGUCCCAACGUUAAUCUAUCUCAUCUUCACUCAGCUGCAAUUUGCGUGACUGUCUAUUCGGCUUUCCUCCGUCACAACGAGUUAGCUGGCCUUCGUUGUUCUGACGCUAGUUUUUUUCGAUGCAUUUGUGAAGAUUUAUUUAUUCAAGAGCAAAACAGAUGUUUAUAG
Messenger RNA from Pocillopora meandrina, 1007 nucleotides. Lineage: Eukaryota; Metazoa; Cnidaria; Anthozoa; Scleractinia; Pocilloporidae. The record is from the annotation of a GenBank genome assembly.